This is a messenger RNA of Rubroshorea leprosula, 1065 nucleotides long. The record is from the annotation of a GenBank genome assembly. NCBI's taxonomy places the organism in Eukaryota, Viridiplantae, Streptophyta, Magnoliopsida, Malvales, Dipterocarpaceae.
GUCUCAGUUUGUGAACUCUCUAGACCUCCAUUUCUGCUCGUAAUCUAAGAAAGGGGAAGAUCGUUCUUUGGUGCUAUGGCGAAGAAGUGUUACCCGAAGGUGAGCGAGGAGUAUCAGAAAGCAGUGGAGAAAUGCAAGAAGAAGCUUCGAGGACUCAUCGCGGAGAAAAACUGUGCUCCGAUCAUCCUUCGUUUGGCAUGGCACUCGGCUGGUACUUUUGAUGUGGAAACGAAGACGGGAGGGCCAUUUGGGACGAUCAGGCACCCGGACGAGCUUGCCCAUGAAGCAAACAAUGGUCUUGAUAUAGCUGUUAGGCUUCUGGAACCCAUCAAGGAGCAGUUUCCCAUUUUGUCUUAUGCAGAUUUCUACCAGCUGGCUGGAGUUGUUGCAGUUGAAGUCACAGGAGGGCCUGAAAUUCCAUUCCAUCCCGGAAGACCAGACAAAAAUGAACCACCUCCAGAAGGUCGUUUGCCUGAAGCCACCAAAGGUUCAGACCAUCUGAGAGAUGUCUUCGGCCACAUGGGCCUUAGUGAUAAAGACAUUGUUGCCUUGUCUGGUGGUCACACCCUGGGUAGGUGCCACAAGGAGCGUUCUGGAUUUGAAGGUCCCUGGACUACCGACCCUCUCAUUUUUGAUAACACCUAUUUCAAGGAGCUUCUCAGUGGAGAGAAUGAAGGCCUUAUCCAGCUACCAACAGACAAAGCCCUUCUUGAGGAUCCUGUCUUCCGCCCUCUUGUCGAGAAAUAUGCUGCAGAUGAGGAUGCUUUUUUUGCUGAUUAUGCUGAGUCUCAUUUGAAGCUCUCGGAGCUAGGAUUUGCAGAUGCUGACUAAGGUAGAAAUGAUGUGUUAUGCUGGAAGUGCAGAGUUGGUGUGGAUUGUGUUGUGUUGUGCUACCUUUGUGAAUUGGCUGUGGAUGUAAUACAAUGAUAAGUAUGAGUGUGUGACUGUAAUCUGUAUGUUCCACUGAAUAUUAAUGUUAAUUUUAUGAGUAUAUAUAGCUGCAUGUGCAAUUCUGCCAUUCUGGUUUGGCAUUCUUUCCAAAAAAAAAAAAGUACUAGACUUUAC